Molecule: messenger RNA, 204 nt
Organism: Talaromyces amestolkiae
Lineage: Eukaryota; Fungi; Ascomycota; Eurotiomycetes; Eurotiales; Trichocomaceae
Exons: 2
Coding region: 1-204 (67 amino acids)
Source: RefSeq, a predicted model, not a curated record
AUGUCGUCGCAGGAUUACUACGGUCAACAACAACCUCACUACGGUAGUGGAUAUCCCAACCAUCCUCCUCAAGCUCACCCUCCCCAAGGCGGCUACUACCCUCCUCAGCAACCCGGCUACGGUCCUCCUCAACAACCCGGCUACGGUCCUCCUCCUCAGGUAGUCCCCCUCUUGCUCCCGGCAAUCCACUCGCAAAAAAAGUGA